CGGGGCAGAGCGGCAGCAUCCCCGUUUGGGUGAGCGGCCACUUUAUAAGCAGCUCCUCUGGGACCGACAUGGCAGUCUCCUUUGCCUUGCUGUGGUCACAGGAUGGAAAUCUUCAGGUUCCCCUCAGCCACCUAAUCUCUCUAAUCCUUCUGUUCCAUUCAGAGGCAACUGGCAGUCCUCUUCAGGAAAAACCCUACAAGAUGCAAACCUUCAGAAUCUGGGACGUUAACCAGAAGGUCUUCUACCUGAGUAAUAACCAACUAGUCGCUGGGUACUUGCAAGCAGCAAACGCUAAAUUAGAAGAGAAGAUAUAUGUGGUACUCACUGAGUCUCCUGGUGGUAUGUUCCUGGGGAUCCACGAAGGGAAACUGUGGCUGGCCUGUGUCAAGUCUGGUGAGAAGAACACACUCCAGUUGGAGGAAGUUAACAUCACUGACGUGGGCAGGAACAAGGAAGAGGCCAAACGCUUCGCCUUCAUUCGCUCACAGAAUGGCUCCAUCACCAGCUUCGAGUCAGCUGCCUACCCUGGCUGGUUCCUCUGCACAGAAUCUGAAGGAGACGGACCUGUCAAUCUCACCAACAAGCCUGGAGAUACCACCAAGAUCACCCAGUUCUACUUCCAUGCAGAUCAAUAGUGCUGCCCACAUUUCCUCUUCACUCUACUUCUGGCUCCUGGAUGACUCUGGGGGCUACCUCUCCACCCCUGCUUGGGGUCCUCCUGUUAUCCUGUGGGGUAGGAGGAGUGGCUCACCCUUGGAAGAAGGUACAGACCCCUGGUAACUGACUUUGUCUCCAGCCUCCUCAGCUAAUGCAACCUCCAUGCUCCCUCCAGAAUAGUUUUUCUAAAAUGUAAACCGAAUCUUAACACUCCUCUGCUAACGCCCUUCAGUGUUACCUGUGCCUCCAGGAUAAAACGCUAACUUCUUCACUUGAGCCCCAACCACCUGCCCAGCCUGGGCACCCUCUGCUUUUCUUACCCCAACUCCUUCUCACCCACCACAGAUGCAUCUUGCCAUUCUCAGACCCCCACCAAGUGGCUCCCCCACCCUGUGUUGCAAAUUUGUACUUGUCUGUGAUGAAAUUUUGUAAGGGUCUAUGGCAAAAUGGAAAAUGAGGAUUUGGUGGUCAUUUUUAUGAAACCAACUUUAUUCACUAUGAAGGCGGCUCCUUUAUUUGGGGAGUAUGUCCUUUCUGGGAAGACGUGGUGGUAGAGAAUGAACACGUCCUUGCAAUUUUGAAAUAAUGGGGAAAGUAGAUGGUAGCAUUUGUUUUCUCUUAGUUGUUUUUGUAAUGUCACAUGUGUGAAAAUUAAAAGGUUGGCCUCCUAAUUUUUUUGUUUCUGAAACAUCCCUGUAAGUCUGGGCCCUGCUGUCCAAGACCCUGAGUACCAUCACCUCUCGAGGCCUUUGCAGCUGCCAGAAAUGCCUACCUCUCCCCAUGUUUGCCCUCCUAAACUUCACCAGCUCCCCAGGCCCAGCACAAAUGUGGAUCCCCAGGAUCACUUUGCUGAAGGCCCAAGAAGGAUGAGUUGCUCCUUGACCAUCUUAGCACUUCUGAGACUUGUAUGAAAGGUGGCCAUGCCUCUGUCUCCCCCUUCAGAUUGUGAGCUUCUGAGGACGAAGCACCCCUUAUGUGUCUGAGGUACUGCAGGGCGAGCACACGGCCUGGGUAGGCACUCAGUAAAGGUGUGUUGUGUGGGUUGAGUGGAA
This is a messenger RNA of Loxodonta africana (African savanna elephant), 1709 nucleotides long. RefSeq names its product interleukin-1 receptor antagonist protein-like. The coding region runs from base 69 to 635 and encodes 188 amino acids. The transcript is spliced from 4 exons. The record is from RefSeq and is a predicted model, not a curated record. NCBI's taxonomy places the organism in Eukaryota, Metazoa, Chordata, Mammalia, Proboscidea, Elephantidae. Gene Ontology annotation, biological process: negative regulation of interleukin-1-mediated signaling pathway; inflammatory response to antigenic stimulus. Gene Ontology annotation, molecular function: cytokine activity; interleukin-1 receptor binding; interleukin-1 receptor antagonist activity.